GCCAAGGCACAAAGUUCGGCCCUCUUAAUGGAGCGAAACUGGCAGCUCUUCAAGAGAAAUUUCGUCAUGUUAAAAUUAUCAUAAUUGACGAAUAUUCAAUGUUGAGCUUGACCAUGCUUGGAAAAAUUGACGCUCGUCUUCGUGAAGCCAAAGGCAACAACCUUUUUUUGUGGUGGGAUGACUGUUAUUUUGGUUGGAGAUCCAGCUCAGCUUCCUCCUGUGGCUGCUCCUUCCCUCUAUUCCCAAUCGACAGCACCGUAUGCCAACGAGGGUCGGGCCGCUUACUUGGCUUUCCAAUCCGUCAUCAAGUUGACAGAAGUUCGACGACAACUAGUAGAAGAUGGCGACAUUGACCAGCAAACAUUCCUGGACACACUUAACUCUUUGAGAGAGGGAAACUGUUCCAUAGACCAGUGGAAAUUCCUUCAAGCAAGAAAUCCGGAAGCCAUUGCCAACUUUGGCACUGAUUUUGAAGAUGCGACCUACUUGUUUGCCACCAACGAAGCUGUAAAUCGCAGAAAUUACUUCAAACUACCACAACUUCAAAUGCCAAUCACCCUACUACGGUCGGUAAAUCUGCCUUCAAGUGGCAAGUCAAAGCCAUCUGAUCAGUUUCGAGGGCUUCAAGUUGAACUGUACCUUGCGAUUGGAGCCCAAGUAACGUUAACAUCCAACAUCAACACGGCUGUGGGACUCACUAAUGGUGCCAGAGGUACCGUGGUUGAUAUCGUCUAUUCCAAACAGCCCAAUGUUGAUCUGCCUGAUUUCAUCGUUGUUAGAUGGCCUGAUUAUACCGGUCCUCAAUUCUUCUCUGCAACCAUGAAUAACGGCAUUUCAACUCACAACUGUAUACCAAUCCUGGCCAUAUCCAUACGGUCUGAUGACACGAGAGCCGUCCGGAUUCAGUUUCCCCUUCGCCUUGCUUAUGCGAUGACCGUAUGGAAAUCUCAAGGAGAAACUCUAGGCAAAACUGUUGUAGACAUCGGUCCCAAAGAAACCGCCGGCCUGACUUUCGUCGCUCUUUCAAGGGAACGACACAUUAGUGAUUUGGCCGUCUUGCCAUUUGACUAUCAAAGAGCAUUGAAAAUAUCGACUGGCGAUGGGUUAUUUGCUAGGAAGAUGGAAGAAAGACGGCUAAAUAUGUUGUGUCAGGCUACACAAGAUCAAUGGUUUGCAAAUAACCAUCCACCAGAUGCCCAUAGCAUUGCCGCUAUGACGCAACCAUGA
Messenger RNA from Daphnia pulex (common water flea), 1227 nucleotides. RefSeq names its product ATP-dependent DNA helicase PIF1-like. Lineage: Eukaryota; Metazoa; Arthropoda; Branchiopoda; Diplostraca; Daphniidae. The record is from RefSeq and is a predicted model, not a curated record. The transcript has a single exon. Bases 178 to 1227 code for a protein of 349 amino acids.